Molecule: messenger RNA, 6792 nt
Organism: Paramisgurnus dabryanus
Lineage: Eukaryota; Metazoa; Chordata; Actinopteri; Cypriniformes; Cobitidae
Source: RefSeq, a predicted model, not a curated record
GCCGUGUGUGAGAGAGUUGAGAUACAUCAACAAGACAUACGCACACAUUGCUGUUCUCUAAUAGGGAGAUUGACAUUAACUCGCGCGGAAUCAAGACUCCAGGGACAUCACACAGCUAUUUUAUACAGUGUUGUCCAUCGGGAAUCUGGUGUAUUUUCCCAGCAAUUUUCCAUCAGGUGUCUGAAGGAUUAUUCACACACUAUCAGCUGGGUUCAUGAAACUUUGCUACGAUUUACGAGCGAGGGCUGCCAUACACAAUGUUAAGGUAAAGCCUAAAGCAGCUGUGUUGAACAUGCUAAAGCGGCUGGACAAAAUAAGAUUCCGCGGUCCAAAGCGUGAUGACUUCCUGGAUCUACCCGAGUCCCCCACAGGGUCAGACACUGAGUGUUGUGAUGACAUACUGCUGAGACCUCGACUUUCAAUACGAGACAGUGAUGAGCAAAGAGACUCUGCUGGUUCAGGGACUCUGGCUGUCAUGCAAGACCUGAGGAGCGAAUCAGAACGUCUUAAUGAGGUCAAGGGUCAUUUGGAAAUUGCCUUACUGGAGAAGCACUUCCUCCAGGAGGAAUUGCGGAAGCUACGGGAAGAAACAAAUGUGGAGACCAUUAGGCAGGAACUGGAAAGAGAACGCAGCAGAAGACUUGACCUAGAACAGAAGAUAAACGAAGUUCUGAAGUCCAGGUGUGAAGAUUCUCCACCUCAACCUGCACGCAAACAGCAGCCACCCGCAGCCAAUGGCACAGACAAACAACAGAAAGAGACGAUGUGCUUCCGGGUGCAGAACUGGCUUUAUGAUCGGUUUGGGGUUUAUAUUGAGGACUUCCGCUUUCAGCCUGAGGAGAAUACGGUUGAGGCUGAGGAGCCUCUAAGUGCUAAAAGAUUAACAGAAAAUAUGCGACGACUGAAACGUGGUGCCAGACCUGUGACAAAUUUCUUAAGGAAUCUUUCCGCCUUAUCUAACUGGCACUCGGUGUAUACGUCAGCAAUUGCCUUCAUUAUCUAUAUGAAUGCAGCGUGGCAUGGCUGGGCCAUUCCUUUGUUUUUAUUUUUAGCCAUUCUGAGGUUGUCAUUGAAUUUUCUCAUCGCCAGAGGGUGGAGAAUUCAGUGGAGUAUUGUGCCUGAAGUUUCAGAACCUGUGGAACCUCCUAAAGAAGACUUGACUGUGUCUGAAAAGUUUCAGUUAGUUCUUGAUGUUGCACAAAAAGCGCAGAAUCUCUUUGGAAAGAUGUCCGAUGUUUUAGAGAAAAUCAAAAAUUUGUUCAUGUGGGUUCAGCCUGAGAUUACUCAGAAGUUGUACAUCGCGCUCUGGGUGGCCUUCAUCUCCUCCUGCGUCCUGCCCUACAAGCUAAUGGGCUUUAUGAUUGGGCUUUACGCAGGCAUCAAAUUCUUUAUCAUAGACUUUCUGUUUAAGAGCUGUCCGAAACUAAGAGAUAAAUAUGACACGCCGUACAUCAUGUGGAACAGCCUGCCCACCGACCCACAGCUAAAAGAACGGAACAAUGCUACUGUGUCACGACGGCUGUCUGGGUGUGAGAAGAUACAGCCAGUUGUAUCACGGAGCAGUUUAGCCACCGUCCCAGCUGGAGUGACCAGAGAAGAGGAAAGCAGCCGUUCACACAACACAAAAAAAGGAGCAUUUCACGAGAUCUUUAACCUGCCAGAGAGCGAGAGACCUCUACCUGUAUGUGAGAAUGGAUGGAGAUGCUGUCUGAUAAACAGAGACAGGAAGAUGCCAACUGACUACAUUCGCAACGGGAUGCUCUACGUCACUGAGAACUAUCUGUGUUUUGAGAGCUCCAGCUCGAGAUCAGGUUCUUCAAAGAAAAACAAAGUCAUCAAACUGGUGGACAUCACAGAUAUUCAAAAGUACAAGGUAUUAUCAGUUUUGCCUGGAUCUGGAAUGGGCAUCUCUAUCGCCACGCCAUCAACACAAAAGCCACUAGUCUUCGGUGCCAUGAUUCACAGAGACGAGGCCUUUGAAACGAUUUUUACCCAGUACAUGAAGAUCAUGACCACAGCCAAUCCUGAGACGUAAAUCACGUGCGGAGGACGUUUCAUUUGGACGGGACCAAUAUCUGACAAGCAGGAGCUCGAGUAAGAGCAUACAGUACAUUCCUGUGACAUGGACACUUCCUCCUGAAGGGAUGUGGCCAGCUUCGCAUCAUGUGACUGUCACAGUUUUUGGCUUGAGCGCACUGAAUAGUUUACAGACUUUGCGUUAUGUACUUUCUCCCUGUGAUUCCUGUUUUCACACCAUCGUUUUAUCCUGGUAGAUGUUACAGGAGUGUUUUGUUAAGGAAAUUUAAGAUGCUUGUACUGUACAGGACAGUCCGUGACAUUUCAAAAACACUUUUUAAAGCAGUAUUUCCGUCUAGUUUUUUAGAUAAAUAUCUAAACAUCUUUAAAGUAUGAUUAUUUUACUUGAGAAGCAAACUUGUAUCUUGAAUGACAUUUAUUAUUCUUACCUUAUACAUUUUCAAGUUAUUGAGUUAUUGCUUAAAACAAGUAAAAAAAACAGAUUUUCAAGAUAUAUUGAUUAUAAAAUGUAAUGUUUUACCCAUUUUUGCUUAUCAAGUAAAUAUCUUAUUUUAACAAUCAAAAUAUUUAGAGAUAUUUAGAUAUUUUUUCAGGAAUUUUUUUUUUUUUUGCAGUAAAUGCAUCAAAGUGUUCAAUUACAGUGGUUUGCAGUAACAAAGUCUUUAUGACCUGAGAUUUAUGUAUUAAGGAAAGAAGAAGGCAGCCUGUGUGUAAAGAAAACACAACUGUCAACAUACAUAAAUGUAUAACUUAAGAUCAAAGCAUCUGGUAAAUGUGAUUUUCAUCAUUGAUUUGUUCUUUUGUGACCAAAUUUUGUAUGUUUGACUAUGUGACUAUAAAUUACAUUUGAGAGCUUCGACAGAGAAACAUCUGGGAAAGAUGUUUUGUGAUAAAAAUUGUCAUUUGUGAUGUACUGUAAGCGACAGUUGGCAGUGCAAUGUGAGCCCAGUUACUGUAAGUCAGUAACUAAAGUAAUUUUAGCAUAUUAACAGGGAUUUGCAGAAGCUACCUGAAGAGAAGGUAAUGUUUCAGCAAUCAUUUUUACUAUUUUAUGUUGGUAAAACUUCUAAAAAGGUAUACAUUUGUUAAAAUUAGUUAAUGUAUUAGCUAACAUAAACUGACAAUCAGGCCAAGCAAUAUAACUUCCCAGUAUCAGGAGAGAGAUCACAUGACCUUCACUGUUUGCACUCUCAUUGGUCACCAUAAUGUUUUGUACUCAUUUGUGCAAGUUCAACUUAAGUUGAGUUUAUAUAUGGUCGCUUUUUUGCUGCAAAUCACUGUAAAUCUCUUAUAAGACUGACAAAGAAAAGCCUUUUUACAUGUGUUUACGUUGUUGCUGUAUGUCCACAAAACACACAAACUUAGAUAAUCUCAUCUUUCCAAGUGUGCUUCAUGUGGUUUUGAACAGAAUAUUUUUUUCCCAAGUUUUGUUCUAUGGGAAAGUGAAGUUUCAAACAGUGGUGACUUCUCUUCCGAGGGGAAAAGAAUUUAAAAUAUGUGUUCUUUGCGUUAUGUGAACCAUGUGCAUCAUGCGUCUUGUCAAAAUACAUGCCUGCUGCACACGCGUCGAAACGAAAAGUUUAUGUUGGCAAAAUGCUCACAAGACACCAAUUUAGUAAACUCUGACUAGACUUGAGAUUCACUCUUUCACCGCCAUUGACGAGAUAUCUCGUCAAUUAAGAGAAAAUGCUUCCCCGCCAAUGACGAGAUUUUCCGUCUUUCCGCAAUACCGUUUAUACCAUAGACUGUAAAAAAAGAUGGACGACGCCUGUUCACUCUCUUCCAUUGGUGAAAAGUGAAGCCGCAAGUGUCCCGAUAUGGCGCUGACAUCUUGGGUCUUGAGUCUGCGCAGUAGCGAUUUCGGGACCAGUCAUGCGCAGUAGUGAGCAGGAAGGGAAGCCGCGAAGUCAAAACCCCGCCCUCGCUCUCGUAGAAUGCGCAUAUCACACGAUAUCACAGCUGUCAAUCAUGACGUGACACCACCGUUUUUAUAUCAUUAAAUAACUAACUAAACACAAACCUAUUUUAAAAACAAACAUUUGAAUUUAUAUCAGCGUGAUAAAAACUACAGUAAAUGACAGAAACCAGCUUCGGAAAAAAGAUAAUUAAAGUGUAAUUAAUUUUUUUAGUUGGUCCCAAGUCCCAUUGAAUAACAUGGGGAGGCGGGGUUUAUGACCUAUACUGGGACCAGUCACUGGGGGGCGAUCGAGACGUUUUGGCUUCACUUUUCAGGGCUUGUGCGGCACGCUUGGUUUAUACUAUUAUCCACCAGGUGGCGCACUUCCGCAACUUAUACAACCCGGAAGUAGCGCCUCACGUGAAAGAGAAAGAACUCCGUGUAUGUUUUAAUCUGAUAUCUAUCAAAAGUCCUUCGCAAAAAUUGAAUUAUCUCAGCUUUUUGCUCAAAAUUGGGUGUUUUUGAAGAAACCUUCCCAUGUUUGAGAGGUGAUUACAAGAGAACUAAUGAAGGUAGGAUGAAACGGUUUUUUGUUUGAAAGCAGAGGGUCUGUUCUUUCCUCUGAUAUAUUGUUUGUUUAUAUAUUUAAAGAAGAACAUUUUCUGGAAGGCAUUAAACUUUUGUAAAAAAUCAUGAAAAAUGCUGGCGCUGGCUGGCAACUUUUUUUAAAAAUGCUGGCGGGAAAAGAGUUAAGCGAGUGUCUGGAAAUGCAAGCGUCACUUUUAUCAUAAACCCUCCAGAUGCGUGUGCGGCAGGCACUUUUUUUGACAAGAAGCAUGAUGCAAUUGAUUCACAUGACGUGGCAAACAAAUAUUUUGAAUUGACGAACCACACACAAGAAGGGCUACAUACAUGUCGUGACGAGCUUCGCAAGUCACCGACCACCACUGGUUUCAAAUGGUUUAAAAUACCUUUCCUAACUGAGUCGUGGCAGCCAACUGAGUUGUGUAAUUCAAAUAAUCUGAUUUAAAAACACUGCUUAGAUAUAAAGGUGUAAACCACAGAGCAUUUUUACCAGGUAUUUUAUCAAUAAAUAAUCAGAUACAUUUACAUGCAGGCAGUAUAUCAGACAAUUGAGUCAUAUGGUAAACUUAAACCGUAUGUGGCAAUGCUUAUGCCACUUUAAACUACAAUAAGCUACAGUCAGUUAACAAGUUAACAGUAUAAAAUACGGCAGUAUAAACUUUUUUUUGGAAACCAUCUUUGGGUGAAUCUUACAAAGAAAUCUUUACAAUAAGGUUGAAUUGGUUAACAUUAGUUAAUGCAUUAGCUAACAAGACAUACUAGCAUGUUCAUUUACUAAUACAUUUUUCAAAUCAAAAGUUGUAGUUUUUAGUAAUGCACCAUGAACUAACAUGAACAUUAACAAAGGUUAUUAAAUGAGCUUACUAAUUUUUUAGUUGAUGUUAGCUUAUGCAUUUACUGUGUUAACAAAUACAAACUUAUUGUUAAGUGUGACUGAAAUGUCUUUAUACAAAUGUAUUUUAAUCAUCAGUGGCACUGUAGCACUAAUAGCCUUGAGUUAUAAAUGGUUUAGACUGGAAAAUUUAAGAUCUCUGCUCUUUGGGUAUAGAGGACUACACUUUGUAAUGAUGCAAUUUAGCAUAAUUAAAGUAGAUAAACUAAUCUGAAACAUUCCAAAGAUAAUCGUUUCAUGGAAAAAAAAUGCGUUUUGACUUCCAUACAACUGUUAGAAACUGUUGUCUGUAUUUUACAGUACCAAACGUCCUUAUGAGCUUUGGAGGUGACCCUGUAUAGAUAUUGCUAAGUGAGCUGCUGCGCUCUAGGAUUGCACUAAUGAAGCACCGAAUGUAUCAGAACUUGUAGUUUUGCCAAAUGUUGUUUCUUUAUAAUCAUUUUCUUCUUUAAUGUUGUCUCAAGCUGUGAUGUUUACAUAAAGGCUGGGUCUAUUAAGCCAGUUGGAUCCCUGCUAAACCUCCCGGCCCAGGGGUGUGAAAACUGCAAAUAUAUUUUAAAAGGGUUGCUGUGAAUUUUUGGGGUAAACUCAAAAAUUCCAGUGACUAUUUGCUCACCUGCCUUUAUGGUAUUGGGCACAAGUGCUCUUACAAAGAGCAAAUGCUUUAUGAACUAAUUGAGAGUAUAUUGAUACAGUGCAUGGGUGAAUCUCACAAAGCCUGUGACAAACCAAAAUCAAAAAGUAUUUGUUGUAAUGCCUUAAAUUUAUUUGUGUUUUAGGUUUAUAUGAAGUUUUAAACGUGUGGUCGGAAAUGUACUAAAUUGUCACCACAUCAAAUAUUUGAAUAUUAAAUCCAUAAAUUCAUAUAUGUAUAAAUAUUUUUUGAUUUUGGGAUGAAAUGUGACACCCUUCUUUGUAAGAAUUACCCAGACAAUAAUACCAAAACUCUAAAAACAAAAUAUGAAAACCCAUUAUUAUGUUUGUGUAGAAGGUCAGGGUGGCAUUUUUAUGUGGCACUAGAUAAUAAAUAUGUAUUUACUAUAUCUGUGUAAAAUGUUGGGUUAUUUUACAAAAUAACUGAUAGGUAAUCUAACAAUUGUAAAUGAAUUAUUAUUUGUCCUCGUUUUUCUCUAGUGUUUUAAAGAUAAACAAAUAAAAAGGAUUUUAUAUACAUACAUAGCGUAAAAUAAGUUAUGUUUAAUUUUUAAGAGAACCACGUACUGAAUAUAUCUUAGUUUGUUAGUUUUCUAAUGUCUGUUCAUUGGUUCAUAAAUUGAAACCCCCCUCAGUUUACACAAUCAUCCUGUUAAAAAGUUUAUAUACCCCUGACUCUUAAUGUGUUGUGUUACUUUACUGAGCAUCAAUAAAUGUUUGUAUCUUU